Molecule: messenger RNA, 1747 nt
Organism: Cercospora beticola
Lineage: Eukaryota; Fungi; Ascomycota; Dothideomycetes; Mycosphaerellales; Mycosphaerellaceae
Biological process (GO): transmembrane transport
Cellular component (GO): membrane
Molecular function (GO): transmembrane transporter activity
Source: RefSeq, a predicted model, not a curated record
AUCCGUAUCCGUGCCACGGCGGAUUUGCAGAGAGGCCGCGGUACAUACGAAUUGUCGAGAGCAACAAGGCUGCCGACGACAAUUUGUACGCCACUACAACAUGCCGCAGGAGUGGGAGCCCACGCUGGGUAGCAAGUCGACAGUCGUUCCCAGAGUCGACCCAGCCGACAUCGAUGGCUCAGCAUACCGCGCCACGCGUGGUGGCAAUGCCCAAGAUCUGCGAGAUAUGGCGAGAAUGGGGAAGAGUCAAGAGUUGCAGCGCAACUUCAAGCUGGUGACCAUGUUUGGCUUUUCCGCGAUUCUCAUGUGCUCGUGGGAAUCGUUGUUGAGCAGUAUGAGCAUCGCUUUGACGAAUGGUGGAGCAGCGGGCUUGAUCUGGACUUGGUUUGCCUCCUGGAUGGGGUUCACCUUUGUGUAUUUGUCUAUGGCAGAGAUGGGCAGCAUGGCUCCAACAACAGGAGGUCAAUAUCACUGGGUCAGUGAGUUCUCGCCGCGAAAAUAUCAACGAGUGUUGAGCUACAUCGUUGGCUGGCUUGGUGUUCUUGGAUGGCAAGCUCUGGAAGCUUCAAUCGGCUUUCAGGCAGGCACAAUCAUCCAGGCACUUCUCGUAUUGAACUAUCCCGACACCUAUGAGCCUCAGCGAUGGCACGGGACGAUGCUGGUCAUCGCCGUUCUCGUGUUCGGCGCCAUCUUCAACAUCUUCCUGGCAACUCGACUUCAUUUGGUCGAGGGCACGAUCUUGAUCGUGCACAUAUAUGGCAUUUUCUGCGUGCUGGUACCUCUAUGGAUUCUUUCUCCACGAUCGACCUCCGAAUUUGCUUGGACACAAUUCCAUGAUCCAGGAUGGGGCAGCACCGGGCUAUCUGCUUUGAUCGGCAUGCAGGCUUGUAUUGUUCCCCUUUUGGGUGCCGAUGCAUCAGUACACAUGUCCGAAGAACUCAAGGAUGCUGCUUAUACGUUGCCUCGCUCAAUGAUGUGGGCAACUACGAUCAACGGUGUCAUGGGUUUGAUCACUGCUAUCACCACUGCUUACUGCCUCGGUGAUGUAGCGUCUCUACUCGACACUUCGACCGGAUACCCGUUUGUUCAGAUGUUUUACAACUCAACACAGUCUCUAGGCGCAACGAAUGCCAUGGCCGGAUAUGCAUUCGCUCGUGACCAAGGCACGCCUUUCGCUGGAUGGUUGUCUAAGGUUGACUCAAGACUUGAUGUUCCUGUCAAUGCCGUGGUCAUGUCAACGAUUAUUGCUUGUCUCCUUUCACUGAUCAAUAUCGGGAGCACCGUUGCAUUCAACAACUUGGUCUCAAUCACGAACGGAGUGCUGGUCACAUCGUAUACAGUCUGUAUCGGCUGCUUCAUCUGGAGACGUCUGUCCAGGCAAGAAAUGCUGCCCUCACGAUUCGACCUCGGGCAUUUCGGACUACUGGUCAACGUGCUUGCGAUCUGCUUCCUGAUCAUCAUAUUUGUGAUGUCGUUCUUCCCACCAACUCCAUUACCAGAGCUCGCAUCAAUGAACUGGUCUUCAUUAAUCUUCUCAGCAGUUGCAAUUUGGGGCAUCGUAUUCUAUUACGUCUGGGCUCGACAUAGAUACGUGGGACCAGUCGAGUAUGUCCGAAAACUAGAUUAAACAGAACAUCAACCGAGCGGUCUGGAACUCUCGUACAGUAGCAACGAGAAAAAAACCUUUACCAGCAUCACACCAGCCACCGAACUUGUCUCUCAUCCACGCGAGAAGCACGGAGCGACA